Molecule: messenger RNA, 555 nt
Organism: Alternaria rosae
Lineage: Eukaryota; Fungi; Ascomycota; Dothideomycetes; Pleosporales; Pleosporaceae
Exons: 1
Coding region: 1-555 (184 amino acids)
Source: RefSeq, a predicted model, not a curated record
AUGAUGCGCGCUCGUGGUUGCGACAUCACAGUGAUAACGUCCUCGAAGCACUUUUUCGUACCUAGCGUGCCCGAAGAUAUUGCUGCUUACCGCAUAAACGAUAAUCGACGUUUGAAAAGUCUUAUCGAGGAUGUAGUUGAUGUCGCAAAAGAUAUGGGCUUCUCUCAGACCACCAUUAACGGCAUUACGGACGGACUGACUACCUGCGUUGAUUAUCAGCAUCUCUGGGUGAGCGCGACAUAUGAACAGCCUGCUACCGUGAUUUUGUACCCGAGCGCUGUCCGAGUCGGCAUAGAGCAGCCUGGUAUGUUACAUCAGCUAUUAAUGUGCUUCAGUGCAUCGAUGAAAGGUAUGAAGCAGCUGCUCCUAGAGGUUUCAAAACUGCUCAUUGACACCAGCGCAAGAUAUACCAUUCCUAACUUCAUGCAUACGUUUGAGACGACAUACCCGCCACUGCGCAAACACUCAAAAAACCUUUCUUGGUUAUACUUGAGGCUAUGGCGCCUGAUACUGGAACGCUGUCUCUUUCCUUCCGAGUUCAUUGCGGUGAACUGA